Molecule: messenger RNA, 6458 nt
Organism: Bactrocera neohumeralis
Lineage: Eukaryota; Metazoa; Arthropoda; Insecta; Diptera; Tephritidae
Gene: Ssdp
Product: single-stranded DNA-binding protein 3
Exons: 2
Coding region: 1896-3221 (441 amino acids)
Biological process (GO): positive regulation of transcription by RNA polymerase II
Cellular component (GO): nucleus
Molecular function (GO): single-stranded DNA binding; protein binding
Source: RefSeq, a predicted model, not a curated record
GCCAUUUAAUAACGCGAGACACACUUGUAAUGAGAAGUUGGAAUUGAAUUUAUUAGUUUUUGACGGUGAAAAACGUAAUAUUUUGUAUUAAAUUAUAAUUAAUAAAAUUCGAAUAGUAAUACAACAAUUUGAGCUUAAAAUGGAAGUGAACGAAGAUGCAAUUGUGUCUGAAAAUUACUUGUGAAAAUCUAUGGGAAAAUUUUCAAGUAAAGCGAAUAGAAUUUUAUGGAAAUAGAGCAAUAACGAUAGAAGUAAAGAAGAAGAGGCGAUUUAAGAAAGAAGCGGUGACAGAGACAGCAGCUAGAGUGAGAGAAAGGUGAUUGCGAAAAAUCGAAAAGAAGAAAAAACAGAAACAGUGAACACACAAACAACAAAAAGUCAGCAACAAAAAUGACAAUUCGGCAGAGACGUCGACAGUGUUGAUUGCAAAGUCGGCGACGACGACAAAAUGUUUGGUCGGCGUACGUGUGUGAAUGAAGAACAGCGUAAAAUAUAAGAAACACAAUUCAUUUAAAAGCAGUGUUAUAAAGUUUUGAUUAAAUAUAAUUCAUUCAAAGAAAAACAAACUUCAUAAAAAGAUAAAAUCGUAAAAGUGUAUUGAAUAAAAUUUUUAAUAUUGGAAAAUACAUAAAAUCUAAAGUAGUAAUUAAAACAGAAAGAAGAAGCAACAAAGUGUAUUAAGGAAAAGAAACAACAAAUUACCGAAAGCUAGUGGAUCCUCUCACACACAGUUUUAUCACGUAAAAACGAACUUGGAGCGUAAAGCAAACGUGAAACAUUAAAAAUCUGGGUACAGCAGCCAGAUUCGGUGUGUAUAUUUCCAGUGGUGUUGUGCAAAGCAAAGCAAAUAGUUGUGUGCUGGUUUCUGUGUUAUUUGUAUUUUGAACGUAUCAGCAGCAGAGGCAACAAUACAAAAACAGCAUAGGUACAAUAGCGGCAACGGUAGCAGCGCAGUCACAGCAACAUUUAUAAUAAUUGUGCACGAGUGUAUCAACGACUGCGACGACGACGACUGCUGUUUCAGAGAUUCAAACAUACGCGAGCACAAUUAUUAGCGCAACGACGUUUAUUUAGUGAAGUGGUUGGAAAAGCAGAAGAAGCGGCAGAAGUAGCAACAAAAGCAUACAAAAUAAAGAAAAAACGGUAAAAAGAAGAAGCAAGCAUGGCAAACAUGAACUAAAUUUUGCAUAAGACGAGAAACGAGCAUUUUGAUUCUAAAAAGUUCACUUCGAUAUGUGUUUUUGCAAAUAAUAGUAAAAUAAAAAAAAGAAGCUAAUAUAAAAUAUAGUUUGUGCGGAGCAUAGAAAAUAGUAAAAAAGGAAUCAAAUUAAUACCAGUAAUAGUAACAUCAGCAACAGUAUUGAAUUUACUGACAUGGUAUUGUGGAAGAAGAAGCAGAUGUGACUACAGAAAAGCAAAAACACGAAUACAGGAGGACGAGCGAAACGCACAAAUUACCCACGAAAGCAACUGAUACAACAGAAAGUACAUUAAAUAUGCUGAAAGUCAAAAAAGAAAAGAGAAUGACUGCGUGAGCUUCGCAGUGGCGGCGAGCGCCUAUUAAAUUUGUACGGUGGCCUCAAAACUUAAAGAAAUAGAAAAAAGUAAAUGGAAACAGAUUAAGAAUAUUAUAUGUAAUAGUGAAAAAAGUGAGAAAAAAAAUAAUAUAUAUAUACUCUAUAUAUAUAUAUAAUAAUCUAAGAGACACUAAAUUUGGAAAUUAGAGAGUCGAAUACCGGUAAGCAGUGUUUUAAAUUUUAAACCACUGCGAGGGAAAAAACAAGGCUCUGAUCGAAUUCCGACAAUAUUUAUAAGAUUAGUUAAAGUAACUGAUCCAAAAAUACUAAACAAGAGUUGAAAGUAAGAAAAAACCGCGCAACACAUCACAACAGAGAAUGUAUGGAAAGGCGAAGACAUCGUCAGUGCCAUCAGAUGCACAGGCACGUGAAAAAUUGGCACUAUAUGUUUAUGAAUACCUGUUACACGUUGGCGCCCAGAAAGCAGCUCAAACAUUUUUAUCUGAAAUUCGGUGGGAGAAAAACAUUACGUUAGGUGAGCCACCUGGGUUCCUACACACGUGGUGGUGUGUGUUUUGGGAUCUCUAUUGCGCCGCGCCAGAACGGCGAGAUCAAUGUGACCAUUCAUCAGAGGCUAAGGCCUUCCAUGACUAUGGUUUUGUUAGUUCCGGCUAUGGAGUAAAUGGAAUUGGUCCCGGUGGACCGCAUAGUGCUGGUGGUCCAGCUCCUAGUCCACUGGGUCAAAUGCCACCAGGUAGUGAAGGUCCGAUGGGGCCAGGUGGUCCAAUGGGUCCUAAUUUCUUUCCAAAUUCUACAAUGCGACCCUCACCACCCACUCAUGCGUCGAGUCCACAACCGCCACCAUCACAAAUGAUGCCGGGACAACCGCCAUUUAUGGGCGGUCCGCGAUAUCCUGGAGGACCACGUCCUGGUGUACGCAUGCAAGGCAUGGGUAAUGAAUUUAACGGUCCUCCUGGUCAACCCAUGAUGCCGAAUAGUAUGGAUCCAACGAGACCUGGAGGUAUGGGCCCCAUGAAUCCGCGUAUGAAUCCUCCUCGUGGACCAGGUGGAAUGGGUCCUAUGGGGUACGGUGGGCCUGGAGGCAUGCGAGGCCCUGCUCCAGGACCGGGUGGAAUGCCACCUGGUAUGGGUAUGGGAGCGGGUGGACGACCGCCUCAGUGGCAACCAAACGCUACAGCACCAAUGAACGCUUAUUCAUCAUCUUCGCCAGGGAACUAUGGCCCUGGACCUGGUUCGAAUGGACCACCUGGUCCAGGAACGCCGAUUAUGCCAUCACCCCAAGAUAAUACCCAAGCUGGUCCAGGCGGUCCUGGCGAUAAUAUGUACUCGAUAAUGAAACCUGAAUUUCCAAUGGGUGGUGGACCCGAUGGUGGUGGAGGAGGUCCGGGUGGUAUGGGUCCUAUGGGCGGGGGACCUAAUUCAAUGGGUCCUGUACUUAAUGGUGGAGGUGGAGACGGUACUGGAUUAGAUGGCAUGAAAAAUUCGCCAGCAAAUGGAGGUCCGGGAACGCCUCGUGAAGAUUCUGGAAGUGGAAUGGGAGAUUACAAUUUGGGCGGAUUCGGUGGUCCGGGGGAAAAUGAUCAAAAUGAAUCAGCAGCUAUACUAAAGAUAAAGGAGAGUAUGCAUGAAGAGGCCAAAAGGUUUGAAAAAGACUCGGAACACCCGGACUAUUUUAUGCAAUAACAACAUAGUAGCAACACGGCCACGACGCACACGACAGCGGCAGUAGCUGCAGCGGCGGCAGCUUUAGGAGCAAAUAUAUUGAGCGGUCAAGCUGCAGCCGUUUCUCAAAAUCUUAGCACCAGUAACAUUAGCAACACUAGUGGCAACAACAAUCUCAUCAACAAUGCCAACAAUAGUAGUCCCCCAGCAUUAACGCCGCAUUUCCAUAAGGAACUUAAUUUUUAAAGAAAUAAUUUUCGAUUACCAUUAACAUCAGAAAGAGAAAGAUCAUACAAAUUUAUAUAUAUAUACAGUUAUGAGUAAAACGCACUUUUUACUUAUCAAAAACAGUUUAUAAAUAAUCCAAAUUCAGAUCCAAGAAAUGUAAUUUAUCCGGGAUCUUUAAUCGAUGGGUCUGUCUUCUUCCGCAGACAACGCGCCAAUAACGCGGAAAAAUCUUAAAUUAAGGGAGCUACCCAAAUUGAUCCUCGAGUAACUUUUACUUUGAAAAAUUUGCAUAAAGUAUUAAGAUUGUACAAAAUAAAAGCGCAAUUAAAUAUAUCAAUAGAUACCGUGGACAGUUGAUUUUACAAAUCAAAUAAAAGAUAAUUCAUUUCGAAUGUGGAAUUUAAGGUGGUCAAGAUAUCGAAAUUAUACAAAUAUGCAACAAGAAUCCUACAUCCCUGUCUUUGAUUCAUUGCUAAGCAUGAAGCAAAUAUAAAACAACAUGAAUAGAAAAAGAUCAGUAAAGACAUGUUUUUUUUUGUAAAAAAAUAUACAUACAUUUACCAAUAAUUGUUAAUCCUAAAAUGAUAUGGUACUUAUUAAAGCGAACUUAAACUGUAUAAUAUUUAACAUAAACGACUACAUAUUACUAAAUGCUAAACGCAGAUAUGUUAAAAUAUAAAAACUUAUAGCUAUUAAAAGAUUGCACCUAUGAGGAAAUACUUUAAUGGAAAAAUCGUGCAUAUGUAAUAGUAUUUAGAGUAAACGCGGUAAAUGCAGCAUUACAGUUGUAGAUGCUGCAUAAACUGCUCACCCAUAAAUAUACGUGUAUAAUAUACUAAAAUAUGGAAUAUGUAAAAUAUAUAUAAAUAAAAGGUGUAUAACAAUUAUUUGUCAGAAGCAGCACUCGAAUUUUAUAAAGUCUCUGUUUUUUGGUUGCAUUAAGUAUAUAACAAGUGAUCAAACGUCGAAAGAGGAGAGAAGCGUGGACACCACCUAACAAAUAUCGAAAUUUCACAAAUUGAAUGCAAUGCUGCGUAAAACGAAUAAGUUCUCCUGUAAUAGUAAUACAAUUAUUUUUUUUUCGUUCAAUAAAAUAAUUAAGCUUUUAUAAAGCAAAACUAGUGCUCAGCACAUAUUCAAAUUAAUUGGGCACAACUGUACACCCAAAGUAAAUUUUUAUUUUAAUUUUUUUUUGGGUAGUAAUUGAUACAAUUUUAAAUGAUUUUUAUAUGAACAUAUGGGCAUAUUUUAAUAAGUGUGGCAGGAAUAAUUAUAUGGUUUAAAUGUGAACUUAUGUUCUAUAUUUAUUUAUUUUUGCUUUCAUUGAAAGUUUUUAUUUAGCUUAACUUUCGCUUUCAUCUAAAAUUUUUAAUUAGCUUAACUAGAAAAAUUGCAGUCAAAGUUUUUAUGUAGAAAAAGUAAAUUUGCUGGUUAAUUGGUAGAUUUUUAAAAUAAAAAUAGUCUCGCCUUUUACUUUAAAUGAAAUAUGCGUUUUUUGCGGAGAAACGAAAUAUACGAAGUUCCAUUCUUUUUUUUAUAUGUCUUUAUAUAUUAAGUUUGAUAAAUUCAAUAUUCCAGAUUCUGAAGAGUUUCAAUAACUUUAAAUAUUUAAAUUUCAAUCAAUUUUAAAGUAGUGCAUUCAUGACAAAACAUCACGUGCUUUUCAUAAAUUUGUUUUUAGAAUCAUAGAUACAUAUGACUUUACCCUAAUUGAUACAUUAUUCAAAGUAAUUCAUAAUUUGAAACAAAUUACUGUUGAAGGUGUCACAAAAGAUCUUACAAGUGCUAUCAAUAGUGGUGGUGUGCCAGCGAAAAAUAUGCAAUUAGACAAAAAUCUUUCUUUAGUUCGCAUAUAAAAAUAUGUAAAAUAUAUGUUUAAAUCUAUUCAAAUGCUAUAUUAUAUAUGCGUAAAUGCAGAUUUAGUAUUGAAUGAGUGAUUUUAUGCGGCUGAGGGGAAAAUAGAAUCAUCCCAUAUACACGUACAUAUGUAGACAUAAAUAUACAAAUAUUUCUAUAACUAUGCUUAUAUAGCGAUAAAUAUACAUAUAAGCUGCAUGUGUAUAUAUACCAAUAUAUAACGCAUUAUUGUACAAAAAUUCAAAUUAUAUACACAGCAUAUGUAAUUAAAUAAAAUAUUUACUUAUAUAUAAAAAAAUAAUUAUUAUUUCAAAAGAUAGCACAUUACAACUUAAAAGUCUUUAUAGUUAUCAUUAGAAGAAGGGAAAGCAAAGAAUAAAUAAAAUAUAUAAAAAAAAAUAUAAAAAGCGAAAAACACUUAAAAACAAAAAAUGGUUGAAUAAAUUAGUUAAUAAGUACAAUGUAAGUAAUGAAAUAUGAAUAUCUAUUAUGUAGGCAUGUAUUGUACAAUAUUUAUACAUGGAUUAUUGAUCAUUGUUCUUACAUGUAUGUAUGUAGUAUUUUCAUCACGUUUCUUUUUUUUUUUUACUUCUGUGUCCUUAGAGCGGUUUAGUCUUAAUUUUAAUGUUUUUCAUAUCCCAAAAAUUAGGGUUAGUCCUAUUUGAUGUAUUAAUUUUAUUUUAUGAAUCAAAACAGAUAAAUCAAAACACAUGCAUUACAAUGGUAUUAAAAAGAGUGUUUCGUUAAUUGCAUCACUUUUGAAAUACAUAUACACAUUUUGUAUUUAUAAAGGUAAAGUUGAUUGAAAUUUUAUUAGUAUCUGAAAUUAAUUUGUAGUUGCAUAUUUCAACAAAUAUUUAAUCGAAAACCACUAAAAUCGUUUUCGACAAAUGCAAAAUAAUGAAAAUAUUAAUUUCUAAAUUUUAUAUUAUAAGCUUAAGAUAAAAAAUAAAAUACCUAUAUAAUCAUAUAUGAAAUAAAAAUUUGCAUAUGACAAAAUUGUGUGAAAGAAGGAAUGUACAAUGAAUGCACACUUUUAUGCGAUUAAUGUCAUUGUAAUUGACGAUGAUGAAUGUGAUCAUCGUGGUAAUAUUUCGUGAUGAGUAUAUGAAUUUUGAUGCAGUUUGUAUGAAACGAUAAAUAAAACCGCAGUUGCAAAUAUUAAAAAAAAAA